This is a messenger RNA of Coniophora puteana RWD-64-598 SS2, 804 nucleotides long. RefSeq lists its product as uncharacterized. The record is from RefSeq and is a predicted model, not a curated record. NCBI's taxonomy places the organism in Eukaryota, Fungi, Basidiomycota, Agaricomycetes, Boletales, Coniophoraceae. Bases 1 to 804 code for a protein of 267 amino acids. The transcript has 3 exons.
AUGCCAGGUUUGCGCGCAAUCACCUACACUGCAAAUCUGCUGUCGUCUCCCUUCCGACCCAUGCCUCCUCUCGAGGACAAUGACAACGAGGAUGAUGACGCUGCCUAUGACGAGGAUGACGAGGACGACGAGGAGAUUGACUUCCCUCCUUUCCUUGACACCCCUCAUAGCGAGAGUAUCACCGUGUCACCAUACGGUUGGUCGUCUACCCAUCGAGGGUUUCCAUCAGACGAACACCGCUCGCAACUCAUUCUGUGGGAGAUGAACGCCUGCGUUGGCGUCACUAAACGUUGGAUGGAUUUUGCUUUGUCGGUAAUGGUUAACUUGCAUCCGACGCUUCCUUUUACUGUCCCCGAAAGGCCCAUCCCAAUGCGCGUCACUAUGGUAUGGGCGGAGUCGCCGCGUCGAAUCCCCCUUCUGUACAGUCGUACACCAUACUGCGUGUAUUUUCACGUCGCGGCAACACUGUACGAUGCCUUGGAUCUCCACCUGGCGGCGGUUGCCUUCUACUUCGUCAAGAAUCGACUAAAACCCUACUACAGCACCACGGACUGCUUGGCUACCAAGUGUAUCGAUCGCAUCGUUGUGACCGGACAUCAGCACGACUCAACAGUCGGGGUUAUACUUGGCACUGAAAUGCUCUCGACCGCUUUUAACGCCACGCGUGCCCUUUGUGACGAACAUCCUUCGGGCGAACGCCUGACUCUUGGUGAUUUCCGUGUCACAUGCGACGAUGGCGUCGACUUGCCCGACCUAGACAUCCUUCAUGAUCGCGUUCAGGACACUCUACGCGCAGCACGGUAA